Messenger RNA from Verticillium alfalfae VaMs.102, 2427 nucleotides. Its product is annotated as nonsense-mediated mRNA decay protein. Bases 208 to 2427 code for a protein of 739 amino acids. Gene Ontology annotation, molecular function: protein binding; RNA binding. NCBI's taxonomy places the organism in Eukaryota, Fungi, Ascomycota, Sordariomycetes, Glomerellales, Plectosphaerellaceae. The record is from RefSeq and is a predicted model, not a curated record. Gene Ontology annotation, cellular component: exon-exon junction complex; cytoplasm. The transcript is spliced from 4 exons. Gene Ontology annotation, biological process: nuclear-transcribed mRNA catabolic process, nonsense-mediated decay.
GAGACUCUGGUGCCAGCCAAACACUCAGGAAUCUUGCGCGCGCACGCAUCCAACUCUAGAAAACCUCUUCUCGAUCCACCGAUGCCGGUGCUUGCCGAUGCGCAUUACGUUUACCUAGGGCCGUCUAUACCAUAGCAGCUCUCCCACCGACCAAUGUAGCACCGACAGGUCCAGAAUACAUUCAUACUCAACAAUCCGCGAUCUGUCAUGGAUCGCGCAAGGAAGCGCCAACUGCGCUCCCUGAACGAACGCGCCUGGGCUGGCGAGACGGAUGUUUUCACCGUCAACAAGUCUCUAGACUCUUCGCUCAAGAAGAACACUGCUUUCAUCAAGAGGCUCCGAACCGCCAUCUCUUCCGCCACCCUCAAUACGUUCAUCCAAGAGAUCCGAACCCUCAGCCUUCACAAGUACCUGUCUGAGAUCAUUUCGGCCUGUUAUGAAGGACUAUGCCGACUCAAAUCGCCCGGCGAGGUCGACGCCGGAGUGGAAAUUGUCAGCGCGCUUCAUCAGCGAUUUGGCGCCAGCGAGUUCACGGAACACCUGGGAUGGCUACUCGGCAAGGGCAUGGCAACACCCGACAAGAGCAUCCUCAAGACUUUGCCCCCGGAGGUUCGCGAAAAGGAGGAAAAGGAGCGCAUCAGCCGCCAACGCGUGCUCCUGCGAAUCGUAUCCGAACUAUGGCUUGUUGGGGUUUUGAAAACCCUCGAUGACAUCACUCGACCGGACGAUGCUACAAAAGGUGCAACAGGCAAGGUCACGGACCUCAAGUUGAAAACAAGUUCCAGCAAAGGCGGGGCCGCGGAGCCAUUUCCGUUGGAAGUGCUGAAGGAUCUGCUAGGUCACGAUCGGGAACACGCCAACUUGCCACUACUUGUCAUCUUCGUCAAAGCCUUCAGCUGGGACAUUCUUGGCGUCCGACCUGCAGCGGCCGAGGGACGGAAGACUGUGGAAGAAGAUGGGGCCACACGACCUGCGCAUGAGUCCUCGGGAGAAACUGAUAGUGCUAAUGGCCCUGAGACCGACAGCGACGACAGCCCAUUCACACCACCUGAGCUCCAGGAGAAGUUCAAGAGCAUCCUCAAACGUUACUUCGACGACGUCAAGAACCACGUUCUACGCGACCAAAAGGCCAUCCACUCGCAGUCGCGCCGCAAUGCCGAGGCUUAUGUCAAGUCGGGGGAGGUGUUUGAGGACCGACAAUCCAACUAUGAGAAGCAAGUCAAGUCGCAAGAAAGACUCGUCGCCAACGCGCAAGCUAUCGCAGAUGUCAUUGGGGGCCGAAAUGCUGGAGCUGCGAACGGCUCAUUGGGCUGGUUAAGGCUGGAGAGUACUUCGCGGCUUGGCGAUGGUGCUGGCAUCUGGGAAGACGAAGAGGAGCGACGCUUCUAUGAAAAUCUUGUGGAUCUGAAAGGCAAGGUGCCUGGGAUGCUUCUCGAGGAUGGCAAGAAGAAAAAGCCGGAGAAUGAUGAGCAGGUCGGAAAGAAGAUCGACGCGGCGGACGUCGAAGCGCCAAAGCCGACUGAUGCCGCCGAUGACCAGUCGAUGGCCAUUGCAAACAAGACCAUUGGAGCCCAGGUCGAUGCAGUCCUAGCCCGGUUGCCAGAACUAACGACAAAGGAUGCCAUCGAUGAAACAGCGAUUGACUUUUGCUUCCUAAACUCCAAGGCUUCGCGGAACAGGCUGAUCAAGGCUCUCACCGAGGUGCCUAAAGGCCGAGGAGACCUGCUUCCCUGCUGGGCACGCCUGGCUGCGACGCUCGGCCAGUACAUGCCAGACGUCCCCAAGGGACUUGUGGACUAUCUUGAUGCUGAGUUCCGCAGUCUGCAGAGGCGCAAGGAGAAGGACUUUCUUGGUCAAGUCCGCUUGGGCAACAUUCGGUACUUGGCUGAGCUAACCAAGUUCGGCAUUGUUCCUGAGCAUGUUGUGUUCCAUUGCCUGAAGGUCAGUAUGGAUGACUUUUCAAAGAUGAACAUUGAGAUUAUCUGCAAUCUUCUGGAGAAUUGUGGGCGUUACCUCCUGCGAAACCCAGAAACGUCGCCUCGCAUGGCAACUUUUCUCGAGACCCUUCAGCGAAAGAAGUCGGUGCAGCACAUCGGACAAGCCGAGCGCAUGUUGAUCGAGAAUGCCGUUUACUAUGUUGAUCCGCCGGAACGCCCAGCCAUCGAGCAGAAGGAGCGUGACCCUAUGGAGCUGUUCAUCCGCAAGCUGAUUUACAUGGACAUGACUAAGCGCAACUUCAGUAAGAUUCUGAAGCAGAUUCGCAGACUUCACUGGGAAGAAACGGAGGUCGUCACCAUCCUCGAAAAGGUCUUUUCGAAACCCGGCAAGGUCAACGACGCAUCGCUGAGGCGAAGUACUUGGGUGAGCUCUACAACUACCGAAUGGUUGAGCACCCUGUCAUCUUUGACGCCAUGUACAAGAUCGUAA